Molecule: messenger RNA, 1104 nt
Organism: Grammomys surdaster
Lineage: Eukaryota; Metazoa; Chordata; Mammalia; Rodentia; Muridae
Gene: Il22
Product: interleukin 22
Exons: 5
Coding region: 44-583 (179 amino acids)
Cellular component (GO): extracellular region
Source: RefSeq, a predicted model, not a curated record
UACUCCUACCAGUUAUCAGUUGUUGACACUUGUGCGGUCUGUGAUGGCUAUCCUGCAGAAAUCUACCAGCUUUUCCCUUAUGGGGACUUUGGCUGCCAGCUGCCUGCUUCUCAUUGUCCUGUGGGCCCAGGAGGCAGAUGCUCUGCCCAUCAACUCCCAAUGCAAGCUUGAUGUGUCCAACUUCCAGCAGCCUUACAUUGUCAACCGCACCUUUAUGCUGGCCAAGGAGGCCAGCCUUGCAGAUAACAACACAGAUGUCCGGCUCAUCGGGGAGGAACUGUUCCGAGGAGUCAAUGCUAAGGAUCAAUGCUACCUGAUGAAACAGGUGCUGAACUUCACCCUUGAAGAUGUUCUGCUUCCCCAGUCAGACAGAUUUCAGCCCUACAUGCAGGAGGUGGUAUCCUUCCUGACCAAGCUCAGUAACCAGCUCAGCCCCUGUCACAUCAGCGGCGAUGAUCAGCACAUCCAGAACAACGUCGAAAGUCUGAAGGAAACCGUGAAACAGCUCGGAGAGAGCGGAGAGAUCAAAGCGAUCGGGGAGCUGGAUCUGCUGUUUUUGUCCCUGAGAAACGCUUGCAUCUGAUCGAGAGAAGCUGGAAAACGAAUAACUGGUCCUUCCUGCCUGCCGAAAAGAACAAUGAGAUUCCUGAACGGACUUUUUGACUAAAGGAAAGUGAGAGGCUAAAUUCCACCAUCAUUAGAAAAUUUCACAUGAAACCUGGCUCAGCUGAAAAAGAGAAUCAGUGUCAACUUGUCCAUGACACCAGAGGUAGACUUGCUAACCACAACGAUUCAUUGACAUUAGUCACUGAUGAUACAACAGAAAAAUAAUGUAUUUAAAAAAAUUGUUUAUUUCCUCAAAGGAGAUUACCUCUCAUUCCUUUAGAAAAAAAAGCCUAUUAACUUCACUUCCAUAACCAAUACUUUAUAUAUGUAAGUUUAUUUAUUAUAAGUAUACAUUUUAUUUAUGUCAGUUUAUUAACAUGGAUUUAUUUAUAGAAACAUUAUCUGAUAUUAAUAUCUGAAUAUAAGGCAAAUAAUAUUUAUGAUAAUAAUAACUAUGGAAACAAGGUAUCUUGGGCUUCAAUAAACACAUGAAUAUCA